AUGAGCCUACUGUGCAACCCCGACGCGUUUCACCUCUUUGUAGAGGAUGACCUGGAAUCUUUCUUCAGCAGCUUGGAGAAGGAGAGCCAAUCCACCAGCCACGUUGUCAUACUAACGGAUGAGGCCACGUUUCUAAAUGAACGACCCACUCUCUUGGCUGCUUUGAAAUUCGUCCUACGUUACCCCAGGGAGCAUUCAAAAGGGAGUUUGUCCCCCCAAGGGGGCGGCCUCUACACCCUACAGGGAAAUGUACAAAAAUGCCAGCAUGUAGACAGUCCUACUUUUAAUGUGGAGGAGACGAAAUGGAGGAACCGGUUGGUCUUUCCCUGCAGCGACGGUGAGGAACUCGGUGAGAAAAGUAGCCAUUCCUCCGGCGAAAAGAGUGCUAAUCAGGAUGGGAAGAAAAAUUCUGAACAGGUCAGGCAAAAAAUGAAAAGUGGUAACAAAAUUGAUGGUAAAUCUGCACAUCAAAUGGUUCUUUGCGAAGACAAGCAGGGGACGCACCUCCUUGAAGGCAAUGACUCAGGAGAGAUUCAACAAAUUUUUGAAAAAUAUGAACAGUCCCUCAUGGGGAAAGCUAUCCGAAUCCCCCACCUCUUUGCACACCAAAUUAAAAACGUCCUACUGAUCAUUUCUAAUAUACAAAAGUGGCAUGACAAGGUGGAGGUUGCUCACCAGUUAAUUGACCUCUUUCAUAGAAAGGACACUUCGAAAGAAGCACAGAUUAUCUGUUUUGCCAAUGAGCAUAUCCUAGAAAGCUUUUAUCACUUCUGCCUGGUCCUGUGCAAAGGGCUGAAGGUGCACCUGCUUCCGUCCAGCGGGCGUGCCCUCGUUGAAGUGGUGGGAGACGCUGCGGGAUCCUUCCGAGGUUGGCACAGCGGGGAACAGACCUGCGAUGCGGUUAAAGCUGAUCGUUAUGAUGAGGCGCUUCAAGCCGACCACCAAAACGUCACCACUUCUGGUCACCAAAACGUCACCACUUCUGGUCACCAAAACGUCAUCACUUCUGGCCACCAAAACGUCAACACUUCUGAUCACCAAAACGUCAUCACUUCUGGUCACCAAAACGUCAUCACUUCUAGCCACCAAAACGUCAUCACUUCUAGCCACCAAAACGUCAUCACUUCUAGCCACCACAAUGCAAUUUGCGCCCAUAGCGUAACGCAUGUCCGAAGGGAACUCCUAACAUCACUGAGGGAGGAAGACUGCAAGGGGAUCUUUACACAGAUAUUAAAACUAGCCAUCCUGAAUGACCCCAAGUUGUUUGCCAACAUAAAAAGUACCGACUUGAACCAGUUUAAGAAAAGGAUAAAAUAUUUUCUUCACAGAUUGUUAAUAAAUAGUUGCAAUAUAAGGAGUAGAGGAAAAAGGAACAAAAAAAUUAUGAACAUGUUCAGGUUCGGAACCACCAUUGGAAAUGCAAUAAAAAAUGCAAAGGGAUAUCCCCUAAACGGUGUCUUCACUAAUGAGGAAGUGUUUCUAUGUUAUGGCAUAUACUACGAGCUAAGGAUUCUGUACGAGGUGGGUGCAGUGGACCUUAUCCUCCUCGUAGAUGUGAAAGAAAUUAUGAUGAAACAUAAAAUUAAAUAUAAGUUAAGCAAUAACUAUUUGAACUACUACACACAUGAGAUUAUUCACCAUCUUAGGAAGGGACAUCCAUCGGGGACGAAUAAUAUUUUUUUAGUUCACCUCACUGGAAUAGGAGAGGUACAUCCCGAUGUGAUGAUUAGCGUGCCGUUAUGCGUCGUUUGUAGGAUUCUCUGUCCCAUGGUAUGCUUCCCCCCGCGAAGUAUGCAUUUAUCACGGAAGGGGACUGAACCCAAUAAAAAAUGGGAACCAUUCGUGCAUAUCGGACAUGUGGGAAACAAAUCAGAAGCCAUUCGGGUAAUUUACGUUAGCUGCAUGAGCAGAGGGAACAUCUGCAUCAGGAAUGUAACCGCAUGUCUCGAUGUCAUAGUUUUCGUAAAAAUAUUAAGGGAGAUCAAUUUUGAUAUCAGGCUGACGAGACAAGGGAUCACCACUACCUAUCCUGAGGACCUCUCACCGAAAGAAGACAUAAUACAGAUAAAGGGAAACGUACAAAGGAGUGUUUUUUUAUUUAAACGGUUUAUUUACCGAAGGGGAAUCACUCUCAAUGUGCACAACUGUGGGACGCAACCAAAGGAGAAGCCACCACGCACCAAUUCAGUACUACGUCAAAAUCGUUUAUCGAUCUGA
This is a messenger RNA of Plasmodium cynomolgi strain B, 2217 nucleotides long. RefSeq lists its product as hypothetical. The transcript is spliced from 4 exons. Lineage: Eukaryota; Apicomplexa; Aconoidasida; Haemosporida; Plasmodiidae. The record is from RefSeq and is a predicted model, not a curated record. Gene Ontology annotation, molecular function: transferase activity, transferring alkyl or aryl (other than methyl) groups. Bases 1 to 2217 code for a protein of 738 amino acids.